AUGGAAAAAACACCAAGAAACUCUGUAGAGGACUUGCUAACGUUAUUUAAAGAUGUUAAAGAUGAUAACAAAUUAGAGAGUGAAGAAACAAAAAAGACAGAGAAAAAAGAGAGGAGAAAAUCUCUGAGUAUUAAUGUAAAUGAUGAAGUACCAGAAAAAAGAAAGAGAAAAAGCACAAAACAAGAAGGAACCCCACAACCAAAAGUUGGAGCUAUGCUUGAAAUCCAAUACAAGCACUUACCAGAUAAAAUAGAUAUUUCUGAAUUAAAGGUAUUAAUUGAAAAAAUACCAAGAAUGGAAGAGAAAAUAAUGUUUAAUGAGAAAAAGAUUGAUUAUUGUACAUAA
Entamoeba dispar SAW760 is the source of this 345-nucleotide messenger RNA. RefSeq lists its product as uncharacterized. The transcript has 2 exons. Bases 1 to 345 code for a protein of 114 amino acids. NCBI's taxonomy places the organism in Eukaryota, Evosea, Mastigamoebida, Endamoebidae. The record is from RefSeq and is a predicted model, not a curated record.